Molecule: messenger RNA, 1062 nt
Organism: Nakaseomyces glabratus
Lineage: Eukaryota; Fungi; Ascomycota; Saccharomycetes; Saccharomycetales; Saccharomycetaceae
Gene: EDC1
Product: Edc1p
Source: RefSeq, a predicted model, not a curated record
AUGUCUAAUGAUACAAUGUAUUUCAACAGUUCACGCCGACUGCCGACGCAUAGCAGGAAUAAUUCACCUAUAGUGGCAGCAAAGAAUAAUAGUUCCACGCGGAUACCUGCUCUGAACAAUAAGAAGCCAAGCAAGAAAACAGAGAAGGAUAUCGAACAGCUAUUGUCGCCUCAACAGUUGCCAAAUGGACAGAGACCUGAUUUUGGGCAUGGUCCUCGUGGUGGAAAGCAAACAAAUGGGGCGAAGACUAAGAACAAGAAGAAGCAAGAUAAGGAACUACAAGAAACAAAGGAUUCUUAUGAUAAUUUGACUAAAAAUUUAAAGAACUUACUGAUUAAUCCUGAGAAGACAGAAAAAACAGUGGUAGAGACACUCAUUAAGUCAAACUCGAACUCAGCUACUGCCACACCACAGAAAGCCCCCAAUACUACUCAAGGCAUAACAAAUAGUCAUGGUCUAAGUCAGAAUUUUUCAUCACCAUUAUCUACUCCAAUGAUACUGCCUCAUAAUCUUCCAAUGAACCCACUCGGAAAUCCCAACUUCCCGGCAAACAAUCACUACUUGCCUUAUAACCCUCAACAAUUGCAACAGCAGCAGCAGCAGCAGAAUAGGUUACCAGUUGGACCAGGACCUAUGAACUUCGAUAAUUUCAGACCUGGUAUUGCACCUGUGGCUCCCCCUCAACCUCCUCCGGGCUAUCCGCCAGGUCCGAACGGUCCUCCUCCUGGUAUGCCACAACAGCUAAACUUUAAUGGACAGCCAAUGUAUUAUAAUCAGCCACCUAUGCCUGUUCCUAACAGUGCGUUCCCUAUCAACCAGAGCAUUGGAGCUUCACCAACAUUGCCUCGUAUUAUUCCACCAAAUCCAAUGAACUAUAUUAAUCCAGCAUUAUCUACACCUCCUGUUGUGAAGAACCCCACAUCCAAUGGCCCUGUUACAAAUACAAAGCCUACAAAUAAGAGUAAAAGAAAUAGUGGCAGGAAAUCCAACACCUUCGCAGGAGCAUCAUUUGCUACAGAUGUACCUAAUGAGAGUAAUUUACCCAAGCCAAGUUUCACCUAA